This is a messenger RNA of Carassius gibelio (silver crucian carp), 1727 nucleotides long. RefSeq lists its product as uncharacterized. Bases 9 to 1721 code for a protein of 570 amino acids. NCBI's taxonomy places the organism in Eukaryota, Metazoa, Chordata, Actinopteri, Cypriniformes, Cyprinidae. Gene Ontology annotation, molecular function: GTP binding. The record is from RefSeq and is a predicted model, not a curated record. Gene Ontology annotation, cellular component: membrane. The transcript has 2 exons.
GACUGAAGAUGGAAGAAAAACUUUCGGAUGAAAAAGUGAAAUGUAUGCUCGCCCCUUGGAGGUUUUCCUUCAGGGCACCUGGAUUUGAAAACAGACUGGUGACUGCUCUACAACUGUUUGAACGUUUCCCUUUAGAUGUAGCUGUGACUGGAGGAACACCGGAGGCUAAUGCUCAGCUGGCUUCUGCAAUCUGUGGACCGGGUGAGGAAGUCGAAGAGGAGGAAUUGGAAACCGAUAAUGAAGGUGAUGAGGAGGAAGAAACCGAUGAGGAAGAAGAAUCAGAGGACAGUGAAGAAGAUGGAAGUGCAGAUGAGGAACACAGUAUAAAAUCUAAGUUAAAUCCUAAUCACCACCGCAGUAGUAGUAGGAAACGUGUUCGGAUAGCAGAGCAUGCAGAAUAUAUAGGGAGUAGUGUUCCUGAUUUUGACUCGGCGAUUUUACACCGUCAGAUCCCAAAUGUCCGUGUGUGGACCGUCCAGGGCCAUCCAAAUUCAAAUUCCAUCAUUAACCAGACCAACCAGCAGUAUGACUCCACAUGCUAUGAUGUUCUGGUGGUUCUCACCACAGAGCAGCACAAAGAGGACCACAUGUGGCUCAAAAUGGAAUUGCAUGGCAGAGAUCAGCCUUUUUUUCUGGUUCAAGCUGAGCGGGACUGGGACGUGGUCGAGGAGAAGCCUACAGGGCCGUGCAUGACCUGCGCCUGGGAACGAAUGAGAGCUCGCAAGCUGGAGUUGCAGAAGAGAAGUAAAGAAGUAUUUGGAGAGACGGCUGAUUCAGAAACAGAAAGCCAGAAUCUUUCAAAUGCUUCCCAAGAUCCAGAGUUAUUGAAGAUGAAGGAUAUCGUCAAAGUGCUUGCUGAAGCCCUGCCUGAGCUUCGGAAGAAGGCUUUUAGUCAGUUUCUGGUGGCGAUUACAAGGGAACUUCGGAUUCCUAAAUUACUGACUGAUGACACACAGGUUGUGGUUUCUACGGCUUUGCGGUCCAGGAAGAUAAACCAGGAUGAUCUUGAUCAGAUCACCAAACUCUCGCAGACCAGAGAUCUCACAGACAAUCCUUCCAAGCUUCAGGCAAUCCUCGCAGCUUUCGAUCACUUCUGGCUGGAUAUCGGUGUGCUGGGUGAGACGGGAUGUGGCAGCUCCAGCUUGGUCAAUGCCCUCUUGGGUCUGGAGAAAGGUGAUGGACAAGCUUCCUCAACCGGUGCCACUGAAACAACUAAAGAGGCUGUGAAGUAUCCCUACCCAACCACCAAUGUCCGCCUUUGGGACCUUCCUGGGCUUGGAAAAAUAGGUGAUCUAAGCAGCCUGUCCUCUGCGUCCAGCUCUUCUGAAGCUCAGCGUAUAACAUCGGCACUUUCUUUGUGUGAUGUAUACAUACUGGUAUCUCCUUUGAGGCUUAGAUUGGGAGCCAUACAGUUGUUGCAGCAAGCAUCAUCACUAGGGAAGGAAUGUUACCUGGUGCUUACCAUGGCAGAUUUGAUUGAGGAGCAGUCUAUUGUGGAGGUGAGGCAAUGGGCUGAAGAAGUCUUGCGUAAACUUGGUCUCCAGCAGAGUUUAUUUCUGGUGUCUGCUCAACAUCCACAAACCUUGGAUUUACCCAAGCUUAAGGAGACAUUGAAGGCAGCCUUUCCAAGUCAUAAGAAAGUCGCUCUUGCCAGAUAUGCAGCAAAGCAACUGGAUGGUGAUGUUUUCUGGAAAAGAUCAGAUUCUUGCAAAUUUAUGUAAAUAGUU